Messenger RNA from Anarrhichthys ocellatus (wolf-eel), 3210 nucleotides. Its product is annotated as Y-box-binding protein 2-A. The record is from RefSeq and is a predicted model, not a curated record. Gene Ontology annotation, molecular function: nucleic acid binding. NCBI's taxonomy places the organism in Eukaryota, Metazoa, Chordata, Actinopteri, Perciformes, Anarhichadidae.
AUGCAACGCCAAGGAUGCCAACUGCCGCGGAACCUCAACGAAGAAGAAGAGGAAGAAGAAGAAAAGUUUCGGCAAGAGCAGGAGGGAGGGGACUCCGGAGUGAAAGUGAGUAAUCCGACAGCCAGCAUGAGCGACGCCGAGGCGCAGAGCGCUCCACCAUCGGCACCUGUGGAAGAGAAGCCACAGCCGGAGAGGAAAGUCAUAGCCACCUUGGUUCAAGGCACAGUGAAGUGGUUCAAUGUGCGUAAUGGAUAUGGCUUCAUAAACAGAAAUGACACCAAAGAGGACGUGUUUGUUCAUCAGACUGCUAUCAAGAAGAACAAUCCGAGGAAGUUCCUCCGCAGUGUUGGCGACGGGGAGGUUGUAGAGUUUGAUGUGAUUGAAGCUGCAAAGGGCUCAGAAGCAGCCAAUGUAACCGGUCCAGGCGGUGUUCCAGUGAAAGGCAGCCGCUACGCUCCCAACAAACGCCGCUUCCGUCGGCGAUUUUUCCCGCGCAGCCCGAAGCCCGGUGAGGAGGGCAAGCCAGCUGAUGGCCAGUCCUCCGCCGCCGAGGGAGAGGGAUCAGGAGAGAAUGAUGGAGUGAAACCUCAGCAACGCCGUCGGAGGCCCCGAAGACCACGGCAGGAGGCACAAGAUGGUGAGGCUGGAGAGCAAAAGAACGGAGUGGCAGAGGGUGACCAAACGCAGCGACAGCCGCAGCAAAGAUUCUGGCGCCCGUACCGCAGACCGUUCCGUCCUCGCCCACCUCCUGAGCAGGCCAGGGACGGCCAGCAGCAGGCCGCUCCAGAAGGCCCGCAGGCCGCUCCAGAAGGCCCGCAGGCCGCUCCAGAAGGCCCGCAGGCCGCUCCAGAAGGCCCGCAGGCCGCUCCAGAAGAGAUCCAGGAGCAAGGCGAGGUGAAGCAGACGGAGGCCUCUGAGGGGCCCCAGACCAACGGAGAAGCAGCUGAGGGCCAGAAACAACAACGGCGCCAGUCUAGACGGCGCAGGCAAAGGAACUCCGAGUCCUCUACCUCGAAAAACGAUACAGAGAAGUCUGCAUCGGAGUCUGGUACCCCCCCUCAGACCUCCAAACCAGAUGACCUUAAAUCCACAUCAAAAUCACCAAAGGGCUCCCCCAAAUCCUCCCCCAAAACGCCAAAAUCACCCGAGCAGGCAGCUGACACAACAGUCCCAGCACCAACAGAGUGACACCAGUGAGAGGACAGUCUCGUGACCCUUGGUCCUAGGGUUGGAGGACUGGACCUAUUUCAGAAUGCAUGCACUGCUCUCCCCUCCCUGCACUUGCCCAUCCUCCAACCCACCCAGUCUCGCUGUCGUCCCUCAGGCCUCCUCCCCUCUCAUCUAGACACGGGACAAUUGGAGAGGGGCGAGGAAGGGAAGAAGGGGAUGCAGGUGGGUGGUGGGUGCAUGUUUAGAAAUUGAAAGUACAUCAAAGACAAAAGGGAAAGAAUGGACGAUCUGCUUGGUAGCCCAGUUAUUCCAACCCCCCUUUAAAAACAAAUUUUCUUUAAUUGCCUAGAUGGGACACAUCAAGUAGUUUAUAGAGGAACCAGCCUUGAUUUUUAUUUAACUUUUUAAAAUUUGGUUGAAGAGGUGAAAACCAAGCAGGUGUGAGGUUGGUGGUGCAUUAUGGGAGUCAGUUUAGUUCUUUUACCACCUCAAUCGAUUCUUGGAAGCGUACUACUCCCUUCAUCUCCUCGGUUGAGGAACGUUUGAUGAAAAGAAACUUUAUUUUUGUGUUUUACUUAUUUGUGUGUGAUUUUCUUUGGAGGGGAUUAUGUGCAAUGUCGGUAGUAAAAAUGCUAAUUAAUAAAUCAUGUUUGCAAAUCUCUGUAUACAGUCCUUAUUUCUUCAUGACCAAGGUGCAGAUUAGAAGAUGCUGCUUUUAACGGCAUUUGUCUUUGAAAUUGGAUUACUUACUAUUGAACACAAUUUCAAAUACUAAAUAUAAAUUACUGGAGGCCUUCUCGGGUAUUUUCAAUGACAUUAUUAUUAUUAUUAUUAUUAUACAUUACUUGCAUCCUUGUAGUCACUACAUGACCACAGCAUCAUAAUACACACAUUACAGAUCCCCUCUGAACAACUUCAAUACAAAUCUUCAGAAGGUAGUGAUACACACCAUUAAAGAAUAGACAGCAAACUGCACACAGGACACAAGAAAAAGACAAACAUAUGAUCCUUGUGGGAUUUAAAAAAAGCAGCUAGUCUUUACAGGCAUCCCUUUUAAUGGCAGAUCUUGCUCUAGUGUAUCAGGCUUCUGUUUACACCUACUGGAGUGCAAGAAUAAUUGAAACUUGUAGACCCUCAUACCUUAAUAUUAACAACCAAAUAUCACACUAUAUAUGUACACAAGAACUAAAAUAAAUGUCUUUAAAAGUAGCAUUUCUGCAGGUUGUGCAAUAAGUUUGUCAUGAUCAUAAAUCUACGUUGUGAUGGCACUUUACCUUAAGCUGGGAACACGCCACAUGAUUGAAAACCCGGUUUGGCAAUGGAGACUUUGAACUCUCUCACACUCUGAAGAGAGGCCGGGUGAAGUAUUGGGACACCAAGAUCAGCUGGCAUGUUGUUAGGGUGGGGUAUCAUUUGAAAUGUUUCUACAAUCAUCCAAUUGCUGAGUUUUGAUGCCAAAAUUGUACUUUUUUGAUACUUAAAUUUGAAUAAUUUGUAAUUGUUACAAAAUCACUUUACCAUUCCAAAUUGUAACUGUCAACACUCAACAAGCUGUACAAGAAAUCCUCAAGUAUAUGACUAUCAUUUUAAUCAAACUGUACGAUCAAAGACCAGCUUUUGGUACUUGACCAUUGACCGUUAUGGGAACAUUUCAGUAGCUACCAAAAAAGUGUGUUGGGAUUUAAAUCUUAAUUCAAACCAAACAGCUUGUGUGUGUGUAUACAUAUUUGCAUAACUUUGAGACGAUGAUCUUGUAGUUUAAGCUAAAUGGUAAAAAUCUGAAUGCUAUCAGUUAAAUGUGUUUCAGUCGGUUGGAUUUACACAUCUAGUGUGUUCCCAGCUUUAGUACAAAAUAUAAAAGUAUACUUAGCUCUAUGGCUGUAUAUGCUAUUUUUUGGGGGUUGGGGGGUUUACAUCCAAACUGAAACCGUUGGAUGUCUUUGUAGAUAAAGUGCAGGAAUUCUAAAGUCUCUCCACCUCUGUCUGUCAAUAUUGCCACCUUGGAAUAAAAUCCUACCACAUGGGCAGUCCAUGCCUCAA